UACAGCCGUUAAGUCUGUGCGUAAAUGCACUGUGCGCCAUUUGUCUGCCAUUUUAAACUUUAUUAUUAUAAUAAUUAUUUUUUGUCAUAUCAUCCUGGAUCGGGGUCGGUGAUGUACCGCCAUCAGCAACCGCGUUGCCCUCUCGCUGCGUCCUCGUCAGUUCGCGCUGGCUCCGGCGAUGUUGCCUAGUUUUUUGGUUGCGUGGAAACUAAAAAGGCUGCACCGAGCGAGCCCUGAACUGUAGGAGCAUUUCCACCAGUGGCGCUUCGUGUUAGCCGGAGCGGCUCUCAGCGCAAGUUUAACGAGCUGCAAGAGGACCUGGUGGAAGCGAACCAAAACACUGAUCGAACAGCCUUUUCGGGAGCGCUGUGAUCUGCCGGACCAGCGUUAUUGUUGGGCACUUGCUGAGAAACACACACCAUGAAAAGGAGAGGGAAAGCGGCAAAGACGUUCAAUAGCUACUGGGGAGGUUGAUGUGGAUUUCAGGUCCUGCACCCAGGUGGUCCUUCCUGGAGCAUGCCCGUAUCCCACGAUGUCCCUACUUGCGGACUUGCUUCUGCGCCACUCAGUGGUUAUGUGUUUGCUGUUGCACAGCCUGGUGCUAAUGACCUUCUGCUUCCACCAUGCUGCCACCAGUUGCUCUAAGAGCUGCUACUGCUCUGAGAGUGAGAGCGGCGGCAAGACGGUGCGCUGCAGCAAUCUGCAGCUUACAGAGAUCCCCCAGGAUAUCCCCAAUGACACACGACGUGUCUACCUGGACUUCAACCUUUUCACUACAAUCCCAACCAAUGCUUUUGCGGGUUUGCCCCACCUAGUUGAACUGGAUCUAUCACAUAAUGAACUGAGUCAGUUAGAACCAGGAGCAUUCAAAGGCCUGGGCUCCUCACUACAGUUCCUAGACCUUUCUUCGAACAAGUUAGCAAAGUUUAACCCUGAGGCCUUCGAGGGACUACGGGCUCGCGCCAACCUAACAAACAAUCCAUGGCAUUGCGAUUGCAGCUUGCAGAUGGCCAUGCCCCGCGUGGACCUAGAGCCUGCAUCGCUGACAGGCAUUGUGUGCCAGACUUCAGAGCCUGAGGAGAUAGGCGUUCAAGGACUUGCCUUCCUGUUGGCACCGGACAUAGACCUAUGUGUGGUGAUGAAGAGGACUACAGAUGUGGCCAUGCUGGUUGUCAUGUUCGGCUGGUUCACCAUGGUCAUCUCCUACCUGGUCUACUAUGUUAGGGCUAAUCAGGAGGAUGCCCGCAGACACCUGGAGUAUCUCAAGUCAUUGCCCAGCAAACAGGGCAAGUCAGAGGAGUCUUCCACCAUUAGUACUGUGGUAUAGGGCUGAUGGAGCUACACGUGGGACUUGAAGUGGUAGCCAACCUACAACCUGCAAUUACAUGGUCGUCAUCAGUCUCAGAUGGUUUUUCCCGGCUGUUGUCAUUGAUCCAAGGUGGGCAACAAGACAUGUGCCUGCACAAGCAAACCAGACCAACUUAGCCCAGAUGAAUAAUUUAUCUUUCAGCAACCCAUAAGGAGUUUGGCUGAGCUGAUGGUCUGGUCUGUACAUUAAGGGAAAAAAAGAAUGAAUGUUUCUGGUGAACUCCAAAUAUAGGAUACAAAUGGGAUUUAUCCAGUGGUGCAUGCACAUUGAUGUGCCUGGCUCAUACACAGACAAUUCAGGAGGCAACAUCAGACAGUGAUAUAAACGAUGGAAAAGGCUACACUAAAAUGAGGAACUCCAUGUACAACUGUUUUGCAUUCAAACCCUUACGGUAAU
Molecule: messenger RNA, 1765 nt
Organism: Morone saxatilis (striped sea-bass)
Lineage: Eukaryota; Metazoa; Chordata; Actinopteri; Moronidae
Gene: lrrc3ca
Product: leucine rich repeat containing 3Ca
Exons: 2
Coding region: 533-1327 (264 amino acids)
Molecular function (GO): protein binding
Source: RefSeq, a predicted model, not a curated record